Messenger RNA from Morchella importuna, 480 nucleotides. RefSeq lists its product as uncharacterized. NCBI's taxonomy places the organism in Eukaryota, Fungi, Ascomycota, Pezizomycetes, Pezizales, Morchellaceae. The transcript has a single exon. The coding region runs from base 1 to 480 and encodes 159 amino acids. The record is from RefSeq and is a predicted model, not a curated record.
AUGGUCUUUUACUCUUCAGUAGCCCGCGCACUAGUAGUAGUCUCCGCAAUCAUCCUCUCAGGCGCAAACUGCCAGGAAUCAAUCGUAAAGCCCGACCAUAUCUCCCUCGUCACCAAAGGAGAGGACUUCUCAAUCAUGUGGAGAGUGAUCGAUCCUCCGGAAACCUCGCAUGUGUACAUCACACUCGAGAAUCCAAGCAUGGAUCUUGGUAGUCUGGGCAUCAUCACGAACGCAUUCCAUGUGGGGAUCGACGAUCGCGAAGAGGUGGCUGGCUUCUUCCUCUACCGUUAUGCAUGGUUUCCGAGCGAUCUGCUGCAGACUAGCGAUACGUAUCAGAUCCGCGUGGUGGACGGCAAUGUCACGCUCGUGUCGCAAAGCUUCUAUAUCGGCUCAAUAGCGGAUAUAGAAAAGAAGGCUCCGGUCCGGAAAAAGGCUUCAGGACUGUCGACCGCCGUGAUUGGGGGUGUGGUUGGGGUGUAG